CGUUAGGUACUGAACUGUCGAUCGUUUUGUCCAUUUGAGUUAUAAAACUUCUGUAUUAAGGAAAUAUAUCUAUGUCAGAUGAUAGCUCUACGUGUUAAAAAAAUAAAAAUUUAGAGAUAUUUUCCCGUUUUUUUGUGAAUAAAACAACCAAAAAAUCUUUGAUCAUAUAGAGGAAUCUCUGUAAUAUAACUCUUAUUAAAAGCAUGUUAUCGAACUUAUCUAAAAUUUUUACAAUAAUCGGAAAGUCAAUAAAUGAUAAAGCAUUGAUGAAAGAAUACAAAACUGAUUAUAAAUGGGAAAUCGUUUGGAAAAAUGUUGUUAUUUUUACCUAUAUUCAUUUUGCUGCCAUUUACGGAUUGUACAUAGCGUGCUUGCAUGCUAAAUAUUGGUCAAUUCUAUGGUUUGUUGCUCUUGUUAUCGCUGCGCUAAUAGGCAUUGGCGCUGGUGUUCAUAGAUUAUGGUCCCAUCGAUCUUACAAAGCAAAGUGGCCCAUGAGACUUAUUCUCAUGAUUUUUCAGACCAUUGCUUUUCAAGAUGAUAUUUACCAAUGGGCCAGGGACCACCGCGUGCACCAUAAAUUCACCGAUACCGACGCGGAUCCGUAUAAUGCGCUCAGAGGAUUUUUCUUCUCGCAUAUCGGUUGGCUUUUAACUCGCAAGCAUCCUGAUGUCGUUAUUAAAGGCGCCACGAUCGAUUGCAGUGAUCUCAUGCAAGAUCCAAUUGUGGUAUUUCAAAAAAAGUGGUAUAGGUAUUUAAUGCCGCUCUGCGCUUUUAUUAUACCAACGUUAGUGCCUUGGUGGGCAUGGAAUGAGAGUUUAUGGUAUUCAUGGCAUUUGGCAGUUUGUAGAUAUUGCAUAAAUCUAAAUAUCACUUGGUCGGUGAAUUCCGUGGCUCACAUAUGGGGUACGAAACCAUACGAUCAAUCAGUCACCGCUACUGAAAAUAUUGGGGUUGCUUUGUUAGCGUGUGGUGAAGGCUGGCAUAACUAUCAUCAUGCCUUUCCCUGGGACUAUAAAACGGCGGAAUUUGGAAAUUAUAAAUUCAAUUUGAACAAAACUUUCAUUGACUUUUUCGCUUACAUCGGUUUGGCUUACGAUUUAAAGACCGUAUCUGCUGAUGUGAUAAAGAAACGUGUUCUUCGAUGUGGCGAACUAACCGACAAUCCAACUAUUACGUAGAAUAAAAUAUAGAACAAAUUAAUUUUUUAUUCAAAACUGAUUCUUUUUUAAACUUGUCUUGUACAGAAAAAUUUACUUUAUAUUUCUGAAAAAAUUAAAUUUUAUUAGGAUGAUAUUUACCAAUGGGCUAGGACCACCGCGUACAUCAUGAGUUCACCGAUACCGACGUGGAUCCGUAUAAU
This is a messenger RNA of Trachymyrmex cornetzi, 1360 nucleotides long. Its product is annotated as acyl-CoA Delta(11) desaturase-like. The transcript is spliced from 7 exons. Gene Ontology annotation, molecular function: iron ion binding; stearoyl-CoA 9-desaturase activity. The record is from RefSeq and is a predicted model, not a curated record. NCBI's taxonomy places the organism in Eukaryota, Metazoa, Arthropoda, Insecta, Hymenoptera, Formicidae. The coding region runs from base 204 to 1178 and encodes 324 amino acids. Gene Ontology annotation, biological process: unsaturated fatty acid biosynthetic process. Gene Ontology annotation, cellular component: endoplasmic reticulum membrane.